UUAGAAGUAGACCCUCAUAUAUUCAGAUUCCAAGAUUUUGAAACAUCGCCAGAUUCCUUCUAUGAUUAUUCACCAAGCCUUCGAGAAAACGCUGUCCCACUAAUCAUUGACAAUGGUAAGUACAGCUCUACUUCUAAUUUACUUGUCAAUGUGUAUCUAGUUUUUUUCAAAGGUAUCUGCAAAAUAGCAGAAAAUAAUGUGACUUUCAUUUUGCUACAAGUUUACCCCAGAUGCCAUUAUCACACAGACAGUACUCAAAAGACACUGGUAUUAUCAAAGAAUUAUGAUCAAGACUCUUUAAUAGAGCAAAGUAUUGUGUUAUUAUAUUUUUUCUAAAAAAAGUCAAGGGUAAAUUCAAGAGAUCUCAGUAAACACCUACAAUUAUUACCACACCACAGUAUUGUUACAGUAACCAAAUUUAGCUGAGACAAGAUUAAUAAGAGAUAUAAAGAUUUGUGGACAUUUCAUGUCAGAAGAUGUUCAAAGAAAGAUUUUUAAAGACGUUCCAAAGAUGUAUGAUGUCAUUUGGAAAGUUUCAAAGUUCCCAAGAAGGCUACAGUCAUGACAAACUGACCAAGGAAAAUUGACGAAAAUUACUUCUUCUUGGCAUUCAGACUGGUGAUAAAUAAUUUGACUGGUGAUAGAUCGCCUUUGCUGUCAAUGGCGCAAUUUGGCUGUGGGAGGUUGUCCCUUGUCAUGAUUUCAUUUUAUGCUCUGUUGCUACUUUUUGCGCCAUGUCGCUUGUCGGAAUUUACCCUGGCCGGACCUCUAUACGGCAAGCAUACAUUAGGGAUCAAACCAUACCUCAAGUGGUCACCUACAGGAGGAUAACAACAAUAGAGACUUCUAAAACCAUUAGAUAGUACAAAAAAGGGACCAUGGUUGUAUACGAGAGGUGCUCAUUUACAAGAGGUUUAAACUGUAGUGAUUUACUGGGAAAAUUUUGGUGUUUUGAAUAGGUGAUCACUCAUGGCAGCUGGUUACUUACAAGAGGUGUUCGCUUCAAGUUUCAACUUUAUUGGAGAUUUUGGUCAAAUCACAUGGAAUUUUCUUUCUUUGCACUCAUUGUUUUAGCCUAAUUCACUUAAUAAACGUUGUCAGUUAAGGCAGUUAUAUUUUAGUUAAGAUUUCCUGUUGGACUGAGAAACUUGGCAACAAGCGUAAGCUGGAGUGAGAAGGAAGUUACCUGCAGCUGUGAGACUUAUACCUUAAACAUUAAGAGUUGACAGGUUUUCAAUGCUGACUCACAGUAAAUAUUAUUUUUAAUUUGGCUUUCUUUCCGUUGCUACUUAGGUGGCCACUGUUGUCGAGCUGGUUGGGCCAUUGACAAUAAGCCAAGACUAAACUUCAGAAACUUGGUUGCAAAAGCAAGAGGAAAGAAGGUAUACAUGUAAAAGAUCUUUUUAUGUUAAAAUAUUUUCUUUCUUUGUAACUGUGAAGCCAAAAGUUGUGUGAAUUCUUGAACUAUUAAGGAAUGAUUACUAGGGCACGGCAAAAUGGUAAAUUAGCAAUUAAGACUUGAGAGAAGUUACCACCUUAAAAUGUUUCAAAAACAAAAUAUGUAAAUUAGAUAUAGUUACACUAAUGGAUAAUGGAUGCAAGUGUUGUCAUCUCUGCAAUUCAUAGACACAUUUGUCAUACUGUAAAUAUUGUUAAUGUCAUUAAUUUUUUUAUACCUGCACUUAUACGUAAAUAUUUUUUACUUUAAUUUAUACUUAUUUAUUUUGUGUCCCCUAAUUAGCAUAGGUUUUUAACCUAAGCUAGGAGGCUUCUUUAGACACCUUAAUAAAGUUUCAUCAUCAUCAUCAUCAUCAUUAAGACCUAAGAACAAACCACUAAAAAAAUUAUACUUACUCGUAACUACAUUACUUGUACUGUUUAUUGACGACGUAUUUUGGAUUGUUUUUUUUUUACUCAUAAAUGUUCACAAUAACGUUUCAGAAAAUGUUGUGAUAUGAUUUUUGUUUUCAUAGCCUAUGAUAAUCAAUUAAUUUUAUUGUAUAGUCUAAAAGUAGGUGCCUUUCUCCGAAUGUCUUUGCCUAAAUUUGUUAUUGUAACAGUUUAUUAUCAGAUAUUUUGCUAAUUUACUAAUAACAUUUUUCUUUAGGAUAGUGACCCUUCUGCUAAUAGCGUCUGUGUAGGGAAUGAUAUCGGCAAUCUUGAGGUAGUCAGAUGGGCUCUACGCAGUCAAUUUGACAGAGAUGUGGUCACAAACUAUGAAUGCCAGGUACAUUAAAUUUCAAGUGAUGUAUAACUGCUUUUUACAAAAAAAUGUAUCUCUCUUAAUUUUUUUUUUGUUUCAUAUGGGAGCUUAUAACCAUUCAAAAUACCAACAACUUUGUUUCCAGUUACGCUGUAGUUAUUUAUCGGCCGAGGAAGAUCUUUUUUGACAAAGUUUUGGCAUGGCAAGUUUAAAAUGUUUAAAAUAAAGAAAACUGAAGAGAGUUAUCAGUCACGAGACUGAUACUAAAUAUGGGUACAUUUUAGCACACACCUUAAAGGUGGAAUUGAGACCCUUUGAAUGGGUAUUUCUGACAAAAUCAAAGUUGCGAUGAGAUCACCAUUUAUGCUGCGCAUUGAGUUUUAGUUCAAUUUCUGUCAAUGCUAGUUGUUGCAAUGACUGCAAAAAUUUACCCGCUGAGGACAUUUUCGGGAAAAAGUCUGUGACUCAGCGACAGAAAUUCCAUACUGAUGAUGUAAAAUCUGUCCAUUCAGAGAAGCGCUGAUUUUUUGUUUUGCUUAUUUUCUCUUUUCUGUCAUCAUUGUGGUUGCACUGAGCUUGCUAGUAGCAUUCCUAUGAAUAAGUCUUUCUAGAAGAACAAUUGGGUUUUUUGCUCGUACACUUUACCAAAAUCAACCAGAAGACAACGCAAAAUUAGGCAAAUUUAUAAAACCAAUGAUUUGAUGGUAAAAAUUUGCGUCAUCAUUAUGGAACUUGAAAUCAACAUCUGCAGAAAUAUCUCAAAAGAGGCCCGGAUGUUUUUCAGGCUUGAAUUGCAGGUCAACAUAUAUCCAAACCUGUAGUUGAAUUUUCAUUACAAACCUGUAUUUGUGUUGAUCGUUAUUAAUUAAAAAUUAUCAUUGAUGAAUACAUUGUACUAUAAAAUGAAUGAAUUUAAUCCCUUCAGGAGCAAGUCUUUGAUCACAUCUUCAGUCGCCUUGGAAUCAACACACUGGGAAGUGUCAACCAUCCUAUUGUUUUAACAGAACCAGUAUGCAACCCUAACUACUGCCGACAAUGUAAGUUAUCACUGAAAUGAUAAUAUUAUGAUUUGUGUUGGAGGAGCAUGUAUCCAAAAUAAAGCUCACAAUAUUUCAAUCACAAGCAAGACUUUGUCAAUAAUAUUUCAAAAAGAUCCAGGCUGUCCUCUAGUUACCGGUAACCAUUGAAUAGUCUCUGAUAAUAUACCUGCGUAUAAUGCGCACCUUAAAUUUUGAAUUCAUUGUGAAAAAAAAAAACAAAAAGAAAAAAGAAAAAACUUCAGGCAAUAGAAAGGAAAACUCUUUCUGUUCAUCCUCUUGUUUUACUCUUGGUAUUUACAUUUAAUAAUUUCAAAGAAUAACUCUGAAUUCAUGCAAAAUAAAAUGGCAGGUUUGGAUUGCUGUUUACCAAUAGAAGGAAUAAUGAUGCUUUCCUAGUUUGUAUUGUUUGCUUGGAAACCAGGCACCAGUUGUCGGGCUAACUUUUACAUACCGGUAUUUAAUUUUUGGGACCUUAUUAAAAGUAAUGGCAAAUUGAGAAUCAACACUGGUUAAAAAAUUUUAACUUUAAUUUUGUAACAUAUAUUCCUCUAUAGUUCAAACAGAGUGUUAUUGUGGCAUAUAUGCAUAAUUCUGCAACAAGGUAUUGAGUAUAAAAUUAAAAUUUAAUUUCAGCCAUGUCAGAGCUUCUGUUUGAGUGCUACAAUGUUCCAAGCGUGGCAUAUGGUAUUGACAGUCUUUUCAGUUUGUACAACAACAUGUCCAGUUCAGGUGAGUUAAUUCAAUGUUGCCAUGGUAGAUGUCUGUAUGUAGUCAUCCUUCUUUCCUCAGAGCCAUGCAUGGUUCAUCCUCAUAAGUUUUUCACCUCCAUGUUUUUGUCUCAAAAGAAAAAUUAGACACUGCUCAUGGCCUACCAUGGCCAGAAAAAGGUGGCAGUUGGUUUCAGUGAUCUUCUUCAAUUUUGUCCAUCCAUGCCUUGUUUGAUGUUUGUUCAUGUUUUAAGCAGUAUCUUCUACUGUGAAACUCACAACACCGUGAACACCAGAAAGACUAUUCUAUAGAAUGUUAUUGUGUUGUGAGAAAAUAGCCAAUAAGGCAUGAGAUAACUUAGCCUGUGAACACAGACAUAUUUCUAGUUGUGGCUUCUAACCACACAUUAUUUUUCAGGUGCAGAGAAGCAACGACCGGAAAUACGCCUGUGUUCUCAGACUAGAGAUAACUAAACCGCAAGCAGUUAUGGUGAUUAGUUUGCGGUUUUGAGGUGUCCUGAACUUGUGAUUGGUCACUAUACAAUCAACAUUCUUGAAAUUUUACAGGUGUUCACGGUUUUCUGAGUCUGACAGCAUGUUUCAUUCAAUCUCAUGGCAGUUCCCAAUGUUUUUAAUUUUGAUAAAUUAUUUCAUUACGCACUACAGAUAAAACCACUGCUCUGGUUGUGUCUUCAAGUUGUCAAGUCAGUCAUGUACUUCCAGUGGUGAAUGGAAGACUGGAUGCUGGCAACUGUAAAAGGUAUUGAAGAAUACAAAAAUACCUUAGAAUUCUAUAUAAUUACCCAGAACUUCUAAAAGGUCCCAUCCAGAUGUCCAGGGGAAGUAUGUAGAUCCUGUUGCUGUGCAAAGUCAGUUUUUAAGAUCACCUCUCUGAUGGGUAAGGCUUCAGGCAAGUCAACCAAUCAUCUUGUAUCUAAAUUAUAAGACAAUUAAGCCAUUGGCCAUUUUCAUAAUGACAACAUUUGACUACAACUAUCAGAAUUCAUUUCAGUUUUGCUUUCUUAUUUAGAUUUGUCAAUGUUGCAGAGGUUUAAACACUAAUAGCCUCAGUUUGCACAAGAAAGAACAAAGAAAGAACAAACUGGAGGAUUCUGGUAGUUGCUUGCCCUGAGUAAAGGACAAACUGAAAUUCAAGAUUUUUUCAGGAGAGGUGGGGAGGGGGAUUGGAUUCCUUAACCCUUUAUGUAAUCAUUUUUAAAAAAAUUGAUGUAAUGCUUUGGCAUAUCAGAAUUUCACAGCUUUAAAAGUUGCACCAUUUGUGGUUGAAUGAUGAUUAAUGGUCUGUACAUGUAGGAAUAAAAACGACAUUUUUGUUAAACUAAGGUAAAUUUAUUUCUUUGCUUUGUGAAAUAAAGGAUUAACCUGGGUGGUUCCCAUGCAACGUGGUUCAUGCAGAGACUAUUACAACUAAAAUACCCACAUCAUGCCACUCAGAUAACGCUCACUAGAGCACAGGUUAGUGCAUCUUUUCAUUUUUUAUGGGGGAGUGAAAGUAGAAAUAAGUGAAAAACAUAUAGCGUAAAUUACUUGCAUGAUACGUAAGCAGUAUCUUCGCCUGUAUGGGGCUCAUUUGGAGUCUACCAUAGUGGCUAAAUUUGGCUUAAGUUCAUGAUACAGCUCUUUUUAAUAGCCUUAUGGUUUUUAACAUACUUUAAUGACUUGUUUUGAAGGGGAAUUGGAAGGCAACGUGGGCCUUAAAAGUUAUUAUUUUUGAACUACAUCCUAUGCUGUUGUUGUCAUUUUUUAAUAAAACAAAAAGAAAGAAAACAGGUUACGUGUUUCUGUUAUUCAGUUCACUGGCUCUAAAUAAGCACUGCCCUCAAAUAAUAGCCGUACUGACAAUUCAAAGAAUAGAAUAAGGGAAGCUACACUAUUUCAGAAGCAACAACGGAGGAUUUGAGUGGGAGGAGCCUACAGUGGGUUCAACAAUAGUAUAGUUAAACUGCCCGUGAAGCAGCGUGGCCGAGAGCUUAAUUAGAACGCUAGACGUGUAAUCUGGAGGCCCCGCGUUCAAGUCCCGCCCAAGGUCAAAUCCUCUGCCGCGCUUGUGAAUAGCCAACUGGGCUGCAUCCUACCAGUUGCGAUUCUUGUCCUUGUUACAUGUAUGUUCCAUUUGUUUUAUUUGUUUCAUUAUCCGUGAAAAGCGGAGAACCUUUUAAGUUUUUUUCGAUCUAAUUGCCUACUAAUCUCACUUACAUGUAUGUCCAGAAAUCAACAUUGCCACUUGUCAUAGCCCCCUUUGCCAUUUCAUUUGAAUUUUUGCUAACACUUUGGCAAAUCUUCACCAAAUUCGCCAUUUUCGCCAAAUUCACCCUAUUCGUCCUAAGGCCUAGCCUGUGUUUUUUUUCUGAGGGAGGGGGAACGUCUUUACACAGGCUACCUAAGGCCCCUUCGCCAAGCCAUUUGAAUAUUAGCCAAACUUUUACAAAUUUUCGACAGAUUCGUUAUUUUCGCCAAAGCGUGCAUUUCUUGGAAUAUCUUACUGUUCUUGUUGUAGGAAUUAGUGCACAGUUACACAGCUAUGGCGACAGAUUACUCGAAGGAGCUUGAGGAGUGGGCAUCAUCAGAUUAUUAUGAUGAUCAUGUUUAUAAAAUUCAGCUGCCGUAUGCUCAGGUGGGUGUACUAUCUUGUGAUAAGAGCACAAUUAUAGCAAAAAUAGCUUAGUGGCCAAAUGGCGUUUCCAGUAGCUUUCUGUUUUUUGAGGCUAGUUGGUUCGUUUUCUCGACAUUAAUCCCCCGGGGGUACUUUAGGAAUAUCUGGGUGGUGAUGUGUCGCUGGGACCCUGGAACCCUUAACCUAUACUAGAGCUAGUUCAGCUGAAUUUUGCUACCCUAUACUAGAGUAAACUCCCCAAAUCCCCCCUAUCCUAGAGUAGCUGUUUUCCAGAAACUACUGAGGUCACUAGCACAGUCUAGCCAAAACAAACCUUAUACCACAAUCCCUAGUCUACAUAAAAUCUUCAACCAACUGAUCAGUUUUCUGAAAAAUGAUACCCUAUUCUAAACCCAAAUGCUCUGAUUUAUAUACCCUAUCCUAGAGUAAACUGCUUGACAACCAUACCCUUCACAGCGGCACAUACUUAUAUGGUCUAUAUAUGGCAGUACCCCCCCACCGGGAUUAAUCCGUCCUCGUGAAAAUGGUUCGUUGUGCAUUUUGGACGCGUACCUUGCUACACAAUUUGGCGGGUACUUUCUUUCGCGAUUUUGGUGGCACAAUACAGUAUUUCCCGGGGUUUUACUUUUGCGAUUUCAAUAGGAAAAAAAAGAACAAAAGGGCAUUAAAUUUCGAAAUUCAAGCAUUUUAAACUUCAUUUUACUUGAACUCUUUAAGAUUUUAAGAUAAGGGGCUCGUAGGAACCUAGCGAUUCAGAUGGAGAUGAUACAAAUACAGAUACAAAUUGGAACUUACUAGUAAAAGCAGUUAAUGUUUGGGGACAGUGUGUUCGUCGAUACAUAUCCUGUUAUUGUUAUUACAUUUUUUGUUCUGUGAGUUGAAUUUUCUAUAUGUGUUAAAUGUCGCGUGUCUAAAUUUCGCGAGGAUGUUUAUUCGCGGGUCUUUAACUUGGCGAUUUUUUUUACAAUUGCGAAAAACGCCGCGAAAUUACGUACCAAUAGGGUAAUCCGUCUGAUUUAAUCUGCUGUUUAGUCCGUCUAUUUUGACUGAUUUUAAAAGUUUCUAUACGUACUUCACUAAAUCCUCUUCAAAAGUAGUCAUAUCACCAGUGUAAAAUGCGAUGUUUGGAACUAAGGUGUGUAUCAUGCCGGGCGAAUCACAUAGGAUAAUACUUUGGCGAAUUUCCUAAAUAGUUGCAUAGAGGAGGGAAAACUUGCCACAUUUCAUGCAAUGUUUUCUGCACAGGUUUCCCAAGUCUCGGACUCAUGACCCCGAAAUCUGCUUACUAUUUUUGAAGGUUAAAUUUUGCCAGAUAAUUAUAAACAAUUUCGCAAUAGUUGAACUGCAAUGGGAGCGGGUACUGUCGAACAGUAAAACCUCAGAAAUUCUAAAGCAUUUCUUCUGAACAGGCUCAGGCACCUCAAACCAACGGCCCCAAGAGUGAAGAAAAGGAAAAGUUGAGAAGGCAGAAACAGGGGAGAAGACUACAAGAAAUAAAUGCGAGAAGAAGAGAAGAAAAGGUUGGAUUUUUGUACUUGAUCUUUCGCAUUUAUAACCCCCUUUCUCCAAAACGCGUGAGGGUUUAUUUAUAAAACUCUAACCUAAAUGACCAUGGUCUUUAGUGUGGCCGGUAAAUUUUGUAACGAAAUUGAUAGUGAGAGGGUUUAAUUGCCAUUUAGAUUUGUCGUAGGGUGACAAAGCAAUCAUCGAAACAGUGUGUUCUGAGAAAAUAUGUGUGGAAUGGCACAUUUUGAUACUUUAGGACGUCCCAGAUUCUUGUUUCGCGAAUAAAUGACCAGGAGAUUUCAAUGUUUAAUAAUUUUCUCUGCUUCGCGUUUUCUUAGUUUUCGUUUUAUUGCCGAAUGUGGCUUGACAAAAAGAUCCGUCGAUUUAGAUAACAGGAAGAAAAAAAUAUUUCUGAACAAAUCCUCACUUUUUUUCCGAACGAAAUGAGAGCUUCUUAGAAUGCAAACGGAAAAACGAAAGCACAAGAAAAUGGUGGGAAAAUCAUAACCAUAUGGUUCUCUCUUCGCGUUUUCUUAGUUUUCGUUUUAUUGCCGAAUGUGGCUUGACAAAAAGAUCCGUCGAUUUAUAUAACAGGAAGAAACAAAUAUUUCUGAACAAAUCCUCACUUUUUUUUCCGAACGAAAUGAGAGCUUCUUAGAAUGCAAACGGAAAAACGAAAGCACAAGAAAAUGGUGGGAAAAUCAUAACCAUAUGGUUCUUUCAGCUGCUCGUGUCUCAGGCCGUAAAAGUGAUGCGUCUUCCCCAUUUUUUUCAGCUUGUGGAAGAAGAGGAAAGACUACAAGAUCUAAUGAGUAUUCAGGCACUGGAACUUUCAAAUAACAAGGAAUUCCAGGUGAAAUACUUCAGACAGUGACACUUCACGUUGAUUAUCUUUGAAUAAGGAUUCAUAAUGUUUUUUAAGCACUUCAGUUGAAAGAGUGCAAAUGUAGGUGAUUAACUUGUUGUGAGGAAUUCUUAAAGGGCAGUUUUUUGUUUACAGAUAUCACUAACAGAGGCAGGCUUCCAGAGUUCUGAGGUAAAUAUCGUAUUUUUCUAUUCUUUAAGUUAACUUUUCAAACUUUCUGAGAUCAUGGUAUCCAGAUCGAUGCCAAGGGUCGAGAAAAAAUGCUUAAUAUCUUACUUGUUUCGUAUCGAUAGAAUAUCGAUUGAAAAGCCGAUGUUGGUCAAAAUCUGUGAAAAGAAUCACUCUGACCAAUCACAUUGGGCAGUGACAAACUAAUGAACCAAUUAACAGUUUCUAUUGCAAGUAGUUGCAGCGAAACGCGGGGAAAUGGGUCCGCGCCAUUCGCGAGCAGUUGAUUGGUUAAAAAAACAGGUGCGAGAUUUUUCAGCUUGUCAGAUAACAUGGCGGCGAAAAAGCAAACGAAUUGCAAAAUUAUAUUCGAUUCUGGAGUCCUGCUUGUAUUUUUCCAAGGAAUGGUUAGUGCGUUUAGUUUCGGACGAUUAGUGACCACUCAUAUGUUUCGUUUACAGAUAACCUAGGACUGAAUCUAGUCAGUCUUCGAACAAAUCGGCCCAGAUCUGAAAAUCUUUUUAAUAAUUCCUAAAGUGAACGCUUAUACUGUAUUUUUUGUUGUUGUUCACUUUUAAUGACAGGCUUUGCAAUCCGCCAUAAAGAAUCUGACGACGUCUAUCCGAAAACGAAAGGAAAAGAUUGUAGCCAUGCAAACAGCUUUGGAACUGGACUCUGAGGUGAAAAAUCAAUUUAACAUCAUUUCCGAGUUGUUCCAAGCCUUUGUUUUGCAAAGCUAAUGAUAUGAAAAUCAUUAUUUAUUCUCAUGCAAAUAAAACUGAUUUACACAAAAAAGGUUUUUUGCACUUACCCUUGUUUUGAAAGUGAAAGUUUUGGAAAUGGCCCAUUGUAAUGUUACCGAAGGCUCUUAGGACCGAUGACAGAGCGAUUUUCGUUUGACCUUGAAAUGAAAACGCGCGAACAGAACAGAAACAACAAACGAACGGAAAUAGAGCGAUUUUUAUUGGUUUAUCGAACGGACACAAACGCGCGUGGCUUUUGGUUGGUUAAGCGAACGCUCGGGUGAAAAAACUUCAUGCCCGAGAAGUUUCUAGAAAUCAAUUGAUACUUCGCUUUGACGUCAUACUGCAACACGAUUGGCCAAUCGAACAAUGCCUUCUCUAUAUUAGGGUUUUCUUUGGCGGGAAAACGAAGAGUUCAUGUUUUGAUCUUUUCAUCCAUUGGCUAAUAAAAAAAAUAACGAACACUUACCGAAACCAUUUUUUAAAGUCAUACGAAAACCGUUGUAACAACUCUGACUGUUCCAUUUUGCGUUCUUAGGUCAAAGAAAAAGAUGAAAUCAUUGAUGUGGUAUCUGAGCAGCCGGUUGAGAGCAAAAAGAGGCAGCGGACUCCCAAAGGAGGAGCAGAGGAUAAAAUUGGGAAAAGGUUAAAGGAGGAGAAAAAACAAGAGUUACAACAGCAGAAGAGCCAGGAGGAAAUACAAAGAGAGGAAACGUUUAAAACGUGGCUGUCGGGAUUACACAGGAGACGAAAAGUGAGCUGAAGGAUAACACACGUUGACAACUUGAAUCAUAUCUAGACUAACUAUGCUAAAUAAAACAUCUGACAGCAAGAGUCACUUUACUUACCUCUGCUGUAUACCUUACGCAUGCGCUGUUACAUCUCAGCAACUCACAGAGCGUUUCCACAUUCGCCACUUUAGAAACCAGAAGAAAACUGGGCCGCAAAGACUUCUGGGACUGUUACGAGGGACAGGGAAAAAAAUUGGCCAAUAGCUGACCGGCGCAUCCCUAGUAACUAUCCCAGAAACAAUUGCGGGACAUCGCGUCCGUCAUAUUGCUGUACCAAAACUAUAAAAUGGCGGCCAUUGUUGUGUUCCAAACGAAACACCUGGGAGUUAAACCGUUUUUUCGCGUAAAAAACCCCUCUCUUUUGUUUCAAUAAAUUUCAUUAGCUGCUACCCACGUAAGUGAAAACGCUUUGUUGUCACGAAGUAUAAACAUUAAGAGCGAAUGGUUGUGUUCUCAGAAUUUUUACCGCUUUUUUGUCUGUUUCAAGUCGAUGUAAAAGAGAUGUAUAGGGGUAUGUCCUUUGAGCUCCGUUUUUUUCAGGCAUAUGAAGACCUAUUUUCUUUUAUUUUUCCUUUGUCAGGAAAUACUUGAUGCUCGUCAGCAGCGAUCCCAGAGAAGAGAAGAAUUAGCAAGCAGACGGAGCCAUGCCUCCUUGGAAAGAAUGAGGAUUUUGUCGCAGCUGGCUUAUGAUCCUAAUGGUAGGUUACUAUGACUACCAGAAUAGUUUAGUCUGUGGAGUUUUUUUAUCCCGUUUAGGUACAUGCAUAUAUGAGUAGAUUGGACCAUAUAACAUGAAAAAAAAGGAGGGCGAAAUUCGGUAAUUUGAAAAUUGGAUUACGAGCACGAGAAUAAAUAAAUUGUCUGUAAAAUACUGUCCACUGGUUGGCGUAGUAAUUUAGACCACGUGAUCUAACCGUUCCUAAAUGCAGGAAGUAUAUUUAAAGUAGAAUAUGCUAUAGGUAGAUAUUCAUUCUUUUGAAUAACUGCUAAGACUAAGUUAGUGGAAGUUCAAAUGCACUGACAUCGUUUGGUUUACCAAAAAAGGCCUAAUCAACCUAGUAGUUCUUAUUAGAACGCGCCUCAAUUCGCAUGUUUUAUGUUUUGUACGAUUGUGCCUUCUUUUUUGGCAGUCCCAGAGACUGUGCGUCUCUUCAGACUCCAACUGCGUAGACUGUACUUUUGAAAAUAAUUGCUUUCAGUUACUGAACUAAGAUCACCAGCUUGUCGGUUUAGCAUAUCGCUGAGAAAGGACGUUGGGUCAUACUGCCCCGCGUACAUAAAUCGCAGCAUUUACAUUCGCCAUUUUCGCAUUUCCAUAAUGCACCUUGUUUGCUCCCCCUCCCCCCCCAAAAAAAAUUGCAGAGGAAAUGUCAUUAAUUUCUUCUUAUACGACUGUGAUGCUUAGGAUGAAUUAAAACAAAGGUUUGGCCAAAUUUGGGGGGACCAACAAGGUGUAUUAUGGGAAAUGCGCAAAUGGCGAAGGAAAAUUCAGUGUCGGUAUUGCAUGAGUUUACCGUUGAUAGUGACAGUGUCAUUUUUGUAGUUCGUGACGACGGUACGACACGAAGUACGCAUAAGAAACCAAAAGAAGAUACAUUUGGACAAAACGAUGAGGACUGGAUGGUGUACAGAUCCAUUGUGAGUCUGGAGUUUGUAUGAUUCGUAGUAGCACUAAUUAAAGGACGUAUGGGAUUAUAUUUACUCGUUGUUUUUGACAACUCGUGAAUAUAACCACGUACGCCGCACUUUCUAUGACGUAAACUAUAUGUAUUUCUCAGGAUACGUAACUAACGACAAACUCAACCAUGCCCCCAGGCCGGGCACGAGGUUGUGACAAACGGCGGUGGACAACUGCGCUGGUAAAAGGAAAACAAGCGAUGAAGGUGAAGACGACAAUUCUUGAUCUGCUUUUCUUGCAGAACAAAGAUGCUGGUGAUUCCGACAGUGAAAAAGAACAGGAAGAACUGAACGAGCUGGAGAAUUUACUAAAGAAACACGAUCCUGACUUUUCAAAGUAAGUCACGGGGCUAAAUUAGCGAUUUCCGAGUCCAUUUAUGGAGUUAUUUACUCAGGAUUUGCUACAAUUUCCGUUUACGAUCGUCCAUUUGCACACAGAAGCCAAAGUUGUCAGUAAGUUUGUUUCCGUUUACCGGGGAACUUUCAAGUCACGUGUUCAACACAUGGCAAACUGUUUUUUCGCAUGGCCAACUUUUUGCUUCAGCUAUCGUUAAUUGUUUAUGUCCACCCUAAAAUACCGUAGAAUUCCGAAAAUAAGCCCCGGGGCCUAUAUUUUUCAAAGGCCCUUUUUGAGGGGCUUUUAUGGAGGGAAAUUUGCGUUUCAAAAUCGAUUGGGCUAGCUUUUAUAGUUAGAGGGAAAUUUGCCGUUUUUGCUUUGUUUAUUUUGUAUUUGAGGGCAAUUUCCAAGUACAGGCCCCGGAGGGCCUAUAUUUGGAGGGGCAAUUUAACGGAGGGUUUUUUGCGUUACGAGUUUUGAGGGCUUAUAUUUGGAGGGGCUUAUACAUGGAAGGGCUUAUUUUCGGAAUUUUACGGUAAGUAGUUUCAUGUGUAGUCAGAUUCAGCUAUUUUCUCUAAAUAUUUUUAUUAUUAUUAUUUUCGUGUCUCUUUGCUGUUGUAGACGUUUUGGUGGCAAACCAGAAUCUGCUGUUGACUGGGCGGAAUAUUAUCAGCUCCAUCUUGGUGUCGAGAGAAUAAGGUAACUAGUUACGGUUGUCUCUCGUACAGCGCGAGUGGAACAGUUGCUCAGCUCCGCCUCGAGAAACCUUGAGAAUUUCGGGAAACAACAUUAAAUAUUACCCUUGGUACCAGUCAUGUUAAUGUCAUUUUGCCAAUAAACGAAAGCCUAGAAUUAAAGUACUGACAAAAACGCUCGAAGCACCUUGCCCGCUCAGUUCUAUCUCCUGUUAAAGUACCUGUCAAUUCGGCCCCUGGGUCGAAAUUGGCUUUGAAAUGUUUCUUUUUGUGGUCAGAAUAAGUGGUCAAGUGCCCCUAUGACGUCAAAUCCCCCUGAGUUACAAAAGUAAAUGGUCUACCGUAAAAGAUUCCAAAGCUGACGUUUCGAGGGCGAGCCUUCGUCAGAGCGAGUAAAGGGAUUGUGGGUUGUGUGAGGUUAGCAUAUCAUAUCAUGGACCACGCUUUUGGUUGCAACAUGUUAACAUGAAAUACAGGCAUACUGAAAUACCCUGUGUUAAAGACGUUCAUUGAUUUCGUGGUGAUUUGGGUGCCCCGUUUAAAAGGUAAAUUCCUGGUUGCCUUGCUGGACCGCGGAUUUUGGUGUUGUAAGAAAAUUUGUCUCACUCCCCCACUGACGCAGGGCAAACUGUUUACUUAUUGUUUUUGUGUUAUGUUUUUUUGUCUCAUUAUUUUUCCCAGAGUUCCUGAGAUCGUAUAUCAACCUUCCAUGCUUGGUAUUGAACAAGCCGGUAUUGCAGAAACUAUUGAUUUUAUACUUAACCACUUUUCGGCCGAUUUACAAACAGCAUUAGUGCAGGUACGAGUGGAAUAACGAAAUUUGUAACUGUUUAAUGUUACUAGUUUUAAACAUUGCCUAUCCAGCUUAGACGUCAGCACUUCCCAUUGAGUUUAGAUCGUUCGUUUAACUGUUUUAGGCAUUACUUUUGACUUCCGAUAUUCAGUUGAAAGGUGCUAUUUUACGAUAAUUAGUUAACUGUCGUCAGUCCAAAUGAAGACGAUCUUAAAACAUACGAUCUAAGAGAGAAUGAAGCACCACAGUGGAUACUCCAAAUUAGGUUUUCCAUUGAAACGGCUUAUUUUUAUCACAUAUAUAUAUGGCGUACGUUGCCCAUUACAAUAUUUCACACUUAACGGUCAAAUCAACGCGUAAUCCUUAUCACUGUAGAUGGGUGCUGAAUUCCACACUGAACUCCUUUCCUUACACAACUGAUGCUACUUGAUCCUUUCAAAUUUCUCAAAAUGUGUGUCCAAUUAAUGCAGUUCUUUGCAAUGAAUAUUAUGUUGGGGAAUUGGCAUGAGGUGUCCCACUGGAUUUUGGAGUAUCCAUUCUAAUCACAAAGUACGCGGCGGAGUCGGCUUCGAGCGCAAAAGGCCGCGUAACAGCACUUCCGUGAAUUGGGUUCAGUAUUUGGUAUUUAUUGGAAAAAAACGGAACUCGUUUACUUCCGGUGCGAGUGUUACUAGAUUUAAAGUGCUGCCAAGAAACUAGGAACCAUUAGGGUCGUGUACUGGUGCCUGCUCUAUAUAUCUCCACUUUUCGUAGAGAUAACAGUUGUGAUUCGAUGCUACAAUCUGUACUGACUCGCAUGUAAUUGCCUUUCUCUUUUUUUCUUCUAGAAUGUGUUUGUAACAGGAGGAAAUACACAAUUCCCCAACUUUCAAGAACGUCUGGAGAGAGAGCUCCUUGCUAUCCGACCGUUCCAAUCUACAUUUAAAGUUUUCACGGCAGGUUCGUUGAAUAUUUUGCUUCCCUGUCAACACAAU
Porites lobata is the source of this 15134-nucleotide messenger RNA. NCBI's taxonomy places the organism in Eukaryota, Metazoa, Cnidaria, Anthozoa, Scleractinia, Poritidae. The record is from the annotation of a GenBank genome assembly.